This is a messenger RNA of Tinamus guttatus (white-throated tinamou), 466 nucleotides long. NCBI's taxonomy places the organism in Eukaryota, Metazoa, Chordata, Aves, Tinamiformes, Tinamidae. The record is from RefSeq and is a predicted model, not a curated record.
AUGAAAACGUCUGAAAAUAAACUAUUUCUUGCUUUCUCUUCAGUGAACCGUUUCUGUGCAGCCUCUGGUAACCGGACAGGCUUCUUGUGCGAUGACAGAGUGACUUGUGUCCCAGCCAGCCAUGUCUGCAACAGAAUCCAGGACUGCAGGAAUGGAGAGGAUGAGCAGGAGAAGCUCUGUGAUGACCUGCCCAGUAGCCUUCCAGGAUACCUGGUUUUCCACUGCAGUAACCCUGCGUACUGGAUCUACAGUGAUCAGAGGUGUGAUGGGAUGAAUGACUGUGGGGACUGCUCUGAUGAGAUGGAGAGCUUGGCUGCCUGCCCUCCCUGUGGGUCUGAGUGGUGGAGCUGCACCCCAGUGCUCUACGAGUAUUGCACCUGCAUCCCAAAGAGGCUGUGCCGGGACAGCAUCCAGCACUGUGCAAGCUGGUCCGAUGAGUAUAUCUGCAAGCCAUGAAGCCUUGAUG